AUUGACGUUUCUUUCACUUGGAGAAUGGCCGAGUCCAUUGCGUUAUCUUUAUAACUAUAAUAUAUUAUUUACACACUACCAUUAUAAUGAGGUGACGUGGAUCUAUUAAAAAGCUUAUAACUUAUGCAUUCCAGUUGAACACACAGUAAAAUAAUCACUAGUGACAAUGGCCGGGGCGCCGGUAAAAUUGGGUUCAAUACUGUCGUUUUGUGUUGUGUUCUAUGCGAUAUAUUAUAGAAAAGAUAACUUCGAAGAUGUGAGACUGUCUCCAGUGAAAGAACACCUGUUAUAUCUAGAAAAUGAGAACAAAGUAGGUUCUGGAACACAUCAACCCAAGGUGGCACUUGGUUAUGGAGCUUGCCAUGACCUCUUUGUGAACGCAACGUCCUUGUUAAAUCCAAAAGAUUUAAAGGGGGCUCCCGAACAUUUUAACGAGAUAUCCAGUAAAGACGAAUUUUUAAAAAGUUUUACCUACUUUUUCAAACAUGGUGCUGCUGCUGAGAGAUUUAUGUCUAACAGUGCACUAUAUGAUGAGCUUGUACAACAAUCAUUAAAACUACCAGACACCAGAUGGGCUAUUGGAGGAAAUGCACCACUUAUGGCAAAGAGAUUCCAUUUAGAAGGAUGGAAAGUAUUGCUAGGUGCAAAAAUGAGCAAAAAAUUAAAAAGUUACAUUCCAAAAGACAUAGAGAUAGUUGGUGAUAAUGGAAAUGAAGAAGUAAAGGAUGAUAUCCACAUGAUAUUAGAAUAUAGGGCUGAUGAAAAGUUUGGUGAAUACAAAUCACCCAGAGCAAAUAGGUACAUCAUGCAUAAUGAUGAAAAUAACCCUCUACUAACUUCCUUAGAGAAGUUAGGAGAACAUCUAAUAACCUUCAGUCCAAACUUACUAGUUAUUAGUGGCUUACAGAUGAUGGAUAAUUUUCCAUUCAAACAAGAUGACAAAGAUUUAAGAGCUGAAAGGCUGGAACUUGUCAAGCAACAAAUUUUAUCUCAGCCAGUAAAUACAUUAGCUCACUUUGAAAUGGCAAGCUAUGUAGAUUUAGAAUUACUUUUACACUUAACAACAAAAGUAUUACCAUUUGUGGACUCAGUUGGUAUGAAUGAACAAGAACUGUCAAACCUCAAUAGUGUCUUGGAAUAUGGGAAAGUUAUGGUUGUUGCUGAUUCAAAUCCAAGAGUAGCUACAGCAUUGGACCAAAUGCGUAAAACAUUCCAACUAAUCAGACAGAAGAAUACAGAAAAUGGCAGCAAGAGAAAAUUGACACGCAUACAUGUACACACUUUAGCAUAUCAAGCCAUCUUAACUGUAAAGGGCUCACAUUGGAAGAGAACAAAGGCAGCUGCUGCUAAGGCUUCCUUAACAGCUCAUAGAUAUGUUUGUAAUAGUCAAAAUAUAGCUUUAGAUAAAUGUAAGCUUCUUCUAGACGACAGCUUUUCAACAACAACAGAUGAUAACAAUAACAGUAGGGUAUUUUUCGAAGCAACAAAGCCAGUAGCCUGCUGGGAUGAGGUGUUGGAUAAUGAUGAAGUAGAUAUUUGUGUGGCACCUGUUCUUAUUUGUACUGAAGCUCAGUUGACAGCUGGAGCAGGAGAUAACAUUUCUGCUGCAGGUUUAGUUUUACAAGUGGAGAAAUGAGUCUUAGGUUGAUAUGUCUUUAAAAAUAAAACAUGCGUUUUGAGCAAUUUGGUGUUAGGCAUAUUUUAUGAAUCGAAAUAUUUAUUUAUUGUUCUAAGAUUAAGACAGCUAAUAUUUAUGACUAAAGUUUUAAGCUCUGCUUGGAAUUUAUGUUUUUUUUAUUUACAAGUAUUUAAAUGUCCAACACUACACGGAGUAAGGCAUAGAACAAUACUUUUUUU
This is a messenger RNA of Vanessa tameamea, 1857 nucleotides long. RefSeq names its product ADP-dependent glucokinase. The transcript has 3 exons. Lineage: Eukaryota; Metazoa; Arthropoda; Insecta; Lepidoptera; Nymphalidae. Gene Ontology annotation, molecular function: ADP-specific glucokinase activity. The record is from RefSeq and is a predicted model, not a curated record. Gene Ontology annotation, biological process: glucose metabolic process. Gene Ontology annotation, cellular component: endoplasmic reticulum. The coding region runs from base 167 to 1636 and encodes 489 amino acids.